Molecule: messenger RNA, 1263 nt
Organism: Rotaria socialis
Lineage: Eukaryota; Metazoa; Rotifera; Eurotatoria; Philodinida; Philodinidae
Source: the annotation of a GenBank genome assembly
AUGUUUCUUCCUUCUACUAUCGCAUUCAUUGUAUUACAAAGUUUAUUCGUUUUGACAAGAGGUCAAACAUGUCGAAAUUUACCACUCUAUGCUCCUUGUUCAACUAAUCCUGAUUGUGGCUGUCUUCCGUUUUCAUCAGCAGAUGAACAAAGUGGAAUUUGUGCAUAUCUUCAUUUAAACGCUUCAAAACUAAGAACAUGCAAUGAAACAAAUUACUAUUGUGAUCAACCAUAUACUGUUUGUAUUCAUCAUCCAAAGUUAUCAAUAAGUCAACCAUUGUGUUAUCCAACUGGUAUGGCUGCACUAGAUCUUUGUCCGUCAUUAAAGACAAAUUCAAGUUCAUCUACAUUAUCACCGAUACCAGUUGAAGAGGUUUGUCGUAAUGUAAGCUGGGCUAAACAGGGUAGAACUGUUGCUGGCAGUAAUUAUAGUGGUACGGCACUCGAUCAACUUCGAAGUCCUACUGCCAUUCUAUUUGAUUUGAAAACGAAUACUCUCUAUGUUUCUGAUAAUGGAAACGCACGUAUCGUAACGUGGCAACCAGCUGCUAAGCGUGGAAAUGUCAUAGCGGGAGAUAAUGGCGAAGGAAAUAGAACUGAUCAACUUGGUUGGGUAUCAGAUAUAUUGAUGGAUUCAAAAGAUGGAAGUUUAAUUAUAUGUGAUGCAAGAAAUCGACGGAUCAUUCGAUGGUCGCGACGUGCCCAACAAGGAGAAAUACUGAUUAAUAAUAUCUACUGUACCGGCUUAGCAUUAGAUGAUCAAGCUUUACUUUAUAUUACUGAACAUGAUAAUAAUCGAGUUACACGAUGGAUAUUAGGAGAAAAUAUAACGCAUGAUCGGCUAGUAGCUGGUGGAAACGGCAAAGGUAAUCGACUUGAUCAAUUCAAUGAACCUUCAGCUAUUUUUGUUGAUCAAAAUCGAACUGUAUACGUAGCGGAUCAAUCUAAUGAUCGAAUUAUGAAAUGGACAGAAGGUGCAAAAGAAGGAAUUAUUGUAGGAAAGUUACGAUGGCCUCGAACAGUUCAUCUAGAUCAAUCGGGCAAUAUUUAUUCUAUUGAUGGAUAUUAUAGUAGAGUUAUGCAUUUCACACGGGAUAAUGUUAAUGGUACUAUCAUUAUUGGGGAAAAGCAAUAUACACUUAGCCAAGCAAAUGAUUUAGCGUUUGAUCAACAUGGAAAUAUUUUUGUUUCAAAUUAUGGUACUGGUCGCAUUGAUAAAUUUGAUAUUGAUCGAAGUGCAUGUUCUUCAAGAAAUGUUCAAUGA